Haemonchus placei is the source of this 951-nucleotide messenger RNA. The record is from the annotation of a GenBank genome assembly. NCBI's taxonomy places the organism in Eukaryota, Metazoa, Nematoda, Chromadorea, Rhabditida, Trichostrongylidae.
AUGGCUGAGGAAGGACAUAAUGGAACCGCUACUACUACGGAGACUGAGCCGGAGAACUUCCGUAAGAUUUUCGUCGGAGGUCUCACUGGAAAUACCACGGAUGAAGUUAUGCGCGAGUUCUACCAGCAGUUUGGGGAGUUGACCGAUAUCAUCGUUAUGCGUGAUCCCAACACGAAGCGGUCAAGAGGAUUCGGCUUCGUGACUUUUGCUUCUAAAGCUAAUGUUGAUGCUGCUAUGGCUGCUCGACCCCACGUUAUUGACGGCAAAACGGUGGAUCCUAAACGAGCUGUACCCAGGGACGACAAGAACCGUAACGAGUCAAACGUGUCCACUAAGCGUUUGUACGUGAGCGGCGUUCGUGAAGAUCAUACUGAAGAGAUGUUCACCGAAUACUUUGGGAAAUACGGAAAUGUCGUGAAGUCGGAAAUUAUUCUGGAUAAAGUCACCAACAAGCCUCGUGGAUUUGGCUUCGUCACAUUCGACGACUACGACCCAGUGGACCAGUGUGUUCUCCUGCGUAGCCACAUGAUAAAUGGUUUCAGAUGCGAUGUGAAGAAAGGGCUCUCUAAAGAAGAAAUGAAUAAAGCCCAAAACACUCGUGAUCGCGUCGACCGCAUGGGUCGCUCUCGUGGAGAUGCUCGCGGAGGUGGGCCAGGAGGUUGGGGUGGACAAACCCGUGGGGGUUACGGAGCACAGGGUGGGUACGGUGCCACAGCCGCAAAAGCUACAACUGCAGGUUAUGGCGGACCUCCAGGAGGAGGCUAUGGUCAGCAAAGUUAUGGAGGAUAUGGAGCGCAACAAGGAUGGGGAGAUCAGGCCGGAUGGGGCCAGCAAGCAGGCGGAGGCUGGGGAGGUCAAGGUGGAGGCUGGGGACAGCAAACCGGUGGAUGGGCUGGUCAGCCGUCCGGUCAACAGCAAUGGGCAAACGCUCAAGGUGGCGGCAGAUAUUAG